Molecule: messenger RNA, 1604 nt
Organism: Loxodonta africana (African savanna elephant)
Lineage: Eukaryota; Metazoa; Chordata; Mammalia; Proboscidea; Elephantidae
Product: olfactory receptor 4C45-like
Exons: 1
Coding region: 443-1402 (319 amino acids)
Biological process (GO): G protein-coupled receptor signaling pathway
Cellular component (GO): plasma membrane
Molecular function (GO): olfactory receptor activity; G protein-coupled receptor activity
Source: RefSeq, a predicted model, not a curated record
GCUGACAGAGACAUAGCAUUUUUUGGCAAGUCUGUAUGUGAUACAUAGUUGACUUUUCGAAGAAUGUUGUGUUCAUAUGCUUAUAAAUAUCCAUGCCAAUAGACAAGUAUAGCAUUCAAAAUAAUUCUUAUUGGUGAAAUUUUUCACCCAAAGUCUUGGAGAAUUGUAGAGACAGAGAGGAAGCUUGGAAGUCAGCCAUAAAUCAUCAUUCAUAAUAACACAUUGCUUUUAUUGAGAUGUUUGUACAGUGUUGAUACUAUUUGAUCAAUAUAAAUUAGGAGAAAUUUAAUCUCCUUUUUUCUUCUUUAUGAUUAUCUGCCAAAUGGCAGAGCUGAGGGGAUUGUAGCUCCAUCAAUCCCAGAUUUCAGGACUAAAGAGGUGAUGGAAUAUUUUUCAAUUCAAUUAAAAAUACUAUCAGUCAGAAACGUUGUGAUCUUUUCAGAUGGGGCACAUGUCCUCAACCCAGGCUGCAGUAGUGAAAAGGAUGAACAAUGUAACAGAAUUCAUCUUGCUGGGCCUGACUCAGAAUCCAGAACUGCAGAAACUCUUAUUCCCUGUGUUUUCAAUCACCUACUUGAUGACAUUGGCAGGUAAUCUGCUCAUCUCAGUCACUAUCUUCAUCAGCCCAGCCCUGGGAUCUCCCAUGUACUUUUUUCUGUCCUGUUUGUCCAUUAUAGAUGCUUUCUACUCUUCCUCCAUAACUCCCAAAAUGAUCUUUGACUUGAUCUCUGAGAAAAACACCAUAUCCUUCAAUGGCUGCAUGACUCAGCUCUUUACUGAACAUUUUUUUGCUGGAACUGAGAUCAUUUUGUUAAUGGCAAUGGCCUAUGACCGCUAUGUGGCCAUCUGCAAGCCCUUACACUACACAACCAUCAUGAGCAGGCCUCUGUGUAGUUUCCUGGUUGGGAUGGCUGGGAUUCUGGGUCUUAUUCAUGGAGGGAUCCAGCUUUUGUUCAUGGUCCACUUACCAUUUUGUUGCCCCAAUAUCAUUGACCAUUUUAUAUGUGAUUUAAUACCUCUCCUGGAGCUGGCCUGCACAGACACUCACACUUUGGGGCCCCUGAUUGCUGCCAAUAGUGGCUCAGUAUGUUUGUUCACCUUUUCUAUGCUGGUGGCUUCCUAUGUCGUCAUCCUCCACUCAUUGAGGUCUUACAGCUCUGAAGGGCGCCACAAAGCCCUCUCUACAUGUGCUUCCCAUGUUACUGUUGUCGUCUUAUUUUUUGUACCUUGUUCAUUCCUGUACUUAAGACCCAUGACUUCCUUCCCUGCUGACAAAGCUGUGACUGUACUUUUCACCCUAGUAACUCCUAUGUUGAACCCUUUAAUCUACACCCUGAGAAAUGCAGAAGUGAAAAAUGUCAUGAAGAAGCUCUGGGGUCAAAUAAUGAAAACCAAUAAUUAAAUAAAUCUUGCUAUUGAAAUAAUUAAAAAAAAAAAUUUCUGAUUAAACUUAGGACAGUUAUUUCUCCUAUCUGGAUCAAUUUGCUUCAGGAGCCCACAUGUUGUGGGCAGGGUUGACUUUUUCACAGUAGACACAGUGCCUAGAGCUUCAAACAGUGGAAUUUUUCUGUCUAGAAUAUUUCAUUUUUUGAAGAUAAUGGUGC